Trichomycterus rosablanca is the source of this 1442-nucleotide messenger RNA. RefSeq names its product four and a half LIM domains 2a (gene fhl2a). Gene Ontology annotation, molecular function: transcription coregulator activity. Lineage: Eukaryota; Metazoa; Chordata; Actinopteri; Siluriformes; Trichomycteridae. The coding region runs from base 353 to 1192 and encodes 279 amino acids. The record is from RefSeq and is a predicted model, not a curated record. The transcript has 6 exons. Gene Ontology annotation, cellular component: Z disc; nucleus.
AGAGCAGGGAGGACGUUGAUUAGAUACAAGAGAAUUAAGAAGCAGGCAGGACAUGUAUGUAACAGAUUACAAAGCAGGAGGCUAAAAAGCAAGCAGGACGUGUAUGGGACAGCAAAGGGGUGAAAAGCAGCAAGGACGUAUACGAGAAAGCAGGGGGGAUUUAUAUGGGACAGCAGACAACUGAGAGACCGGGAGAACCUUUACGAGAGAGCAAAGGACUGAAAAGACACAGACAGGAGGACAGUAAGGACAUCUGGUACCAAGGGAAAGGUGUUAUGGAGACUUGCAGAUAUGCAGAUAAGCUAAAACAGCAGGACUGAAAGCUGCAGUUGAUUAGCAGGCAGGAGGAAAGAUGACGGAACGCUAUGACUGCCACUACUGUAAGGAAUCCCUGUUUGGGAAGAAAUAUGUUCUCCGUGAGGAGAAUCCUUACUGUGUGAAGUGCUACGAGAGCCUCUACUCCAACACCUGUGAAGAGUGCAAGAAACCUAUUGGAUGCAACAGCAGGGACCUCUCUUAUAAGGACCGACACUGGCAUGAGGAAUGUUUCCACUGCUUCCAGUGCAAGCGCUCACUGGUGGACAAGGCUUUUUCCACCAAGGAUGAGCAGCUGCUGUGUACUGAGUGUUACUCCAAUGAGUACUCUUCCAAAUGCCACGAGUGUAAGAAGACCAUCAUGCCUGGCUCCAGGAAGAUGGAACAUAAGGGCAAUAGCUGGCAUGAGACAUGUUUUACCUGUAAGCGCUGCCAGCAGCCCAUCGGUACCAAGAGCUUUAUCCCCAAGGAGAACAACAAUUACUGUGUGCCCUGCUACGAGAAGCAGUUUGCCAUGCAGUGUGUUCAUUGCAAAAAGCCCAUCACCACUGGAGGGGUGACCUACCAUGAUCAGCCAUGGCAUAAGGACUGCUUCCUGUGCACUGGCUGCAAGCAGCAGCUCUCUGGCCAGCGUUUCACUUCUCGUGAUGACUUUGCCUACUGCCUGAACUGCUUCUGUAACCUGUAUGCCAAGAAGUGCGCUUCCUGCACCUCACCCAUCAGUGGACUUGGUGGGAGUAAGUACAUCUCUUUUGAGGAGCGCCAGUGGCACAACGACUGUUUCAACUGCAAGAAGUGCUCGGUGUCUCUCGUGGGCCGAGGUUUCCUGACCGAGAGAGAUGACAUCCUGUGCCCCGAGUGUGGCAAAGACAUCUGAGAUGGAUCUAACAUCCACAUGACUGAAAAAGCAAGGAACUACCAUAUAAGAACACAAACAAAAUCUAAUCAUAGCAGAACAUCAAGAGUAUGAUAUUGUACCAUCUCAAUUUAGCAGAAAUGUACACUUAAGAAUGAAAAACUAUAGGAAUAUAUGAAGUUUUAUGUUAAUAAACUAACCUAUUUGAAUUUAGGUCUAUAAUACUGAGCAUUUAUUCACACACAGCAUGGUCACGUUGUAAACUAACACA